This is a messenger RNA of Fusarium poae, 999 nucleotides long. RefSeq lists its product as uncharacterized. The transcript has a single exon. Gene Ontology annotation, molecular function: hydrolase activity. Lineage: Eukaryota; Fungi; Ascomycota; Sordariomycetes; Hypocreales; Nectriaceae. The record is from RefSeq and is a predicted model, not a curated record. Bases 1 to 999 code for a protein of 332 amino acids.
AUGGCUGAUAAGCUUGGAAUCCAUGAUCCUAGAGUAACAUGGCACACAGCAACAGUUCGACACAAAUCCUACCAUUACAUGAGGGCUGACCCGGAGAAUGAGCCACUGGCGACAAUUUUCCUUCUGCAUGGGUUUCCUGAUUUAGCUUUUGGCUGGCGGUAUCAGAUUCCUUGUUUGCAAUCUCAAGGAUAUCAGGUCAUCGCACCAGACAUGCUAGACUUUGGUAGAACCAACGUAUCUUGCCAGCUCAGCUUGUACGGUUUAAGAAACAUUGCUGAGGAUGUCAGAGACCUGGCAGACCUUGUCGCCAAAGACAAAAAGAUCAUCCUCGGUGGACACGACUGGGGCGCCGCGGUGGUUUGGCGUACAGCUCUGUGGUUUCCGGACCUGGUUCAGGGUAUUUUCAGCGUCGGCACACCGUUCAUCCCGCCUUCACAAAUCUAUCGUUCGCUGGAUGACGUCGCGCAGAGUGAGGAUAUGAAGAACUUGAGAUACCAACUGCAAUUUCGGGGCACGCAGAUCGACGAAGAGAUAACAGAAGAAACAAAGGUCCGACAGUUUCUGAAUGCCAUGUUUGGCGGGACGGGCCCUCAUGACGAAGUCGGCUUCGAUGCAUCGACGGGAAUCAUAUUCCAUAAUUUAUCCAAACUGAACCGAUCCCAUCUGUUGUCUGAUGCCGAGCUGGAGUAUUAUGUCUCUCGUUAUUUCCAGAAUGGAAAAUCUAAAGUGGAAGGGCCCCUUCGCUGGUAUCGAACACAGGCACAAAAUUAUCUCGAUGAGUUACGACUCUUACUGAAGCCCGUCAAAUUCUCAAUGCCAGCGCUAUUUCUGGCUGCCACUCAUGACGAAACUUUGCCGACGAACCUGACCGAGGAAAUGGAUCGAUACUUCGAGAGCUUGACGUGUAAGGAGAUAGAUGGGUCUCGCUGGAUAUUAUGGGAAUCGCCUGCUGUUGUCAACGAACAGAUACUAACGUGGCUGAAGAUGAUGGUGGUGUAG